AUGCAGUUCACCACAGCCACCCUCCUCUUCCUCACCGCCAUCACCGUGGUAGCAUCCCCUGUUGAAUCCGUCCCUGGCGACAUCCGAAUCAAGUUCGACGGGAAAUGUACAAAAUCCACCGAUCAAUGCAGUUUCACCCGCAACGGCAAGACUAGCAUUUCUAAAUGCUCUACUGCCACGGCUGUGAACUACAGGUGCACCAAAGAUAAGAACCCUUGCACCUACGAUGACGUUGAUGGAAAGACUCGUUGCACCUAA
Molecule: messenger RNA, 258 nt
Organism: Pyrenophora tritici-repentis Pt-1C-BFP
Lineage: Eukaryota; Fungi; Ascomycota; Dothideomycetes; Pleosporales; Pleosporaceae
Product: antifungal protein
Biological process (GO): defense response to fungus
Source: RefSeq, a predicted model, not a curated record